This is a messenger RNA of Naegleria gruberi, 1593 nucleotides long. RefSeq lists its product as uncharacterized. NCBI's taxonomy places the organism in Eukaryota, Heterolobosea, Eutetramitea, Acrasida, Naegleriidae. The coding region runs from base 1 to 1593 and encodes 530 amino acids. The transcript has 5 exons. The record is from RefSeq and is a predicted model, not a curated record.
AUGGCAGGAGCAGCAGCAGUUGGAGCCUCGUAUUCGAAAAAGAUUGCGUUUGUUUAUAUUUUCAAUUUGAUUGUAGGAGUGGGCGCUUUGGCUCUUCCGUAUGCAUUUCACAAGGCUGGAAUUAUUUCGGGAGUGAUGGUGCUUGCUUUGAAUGCAUUUAUGGCUUUUAUUUGUGUUACUUUUGUGAUAGAGGUAAUGUCCUCAUCGAAUUACAUGUUGAAGAGAAAUGAAGAAGGAAAACGAUUGAUUGAUAAUUCGACGUCUGUAAAUCUUCCAUUGGAGGAGCAGCAACCAACAAAGAAGAAGAAGAAAAAAGCAGAACAAAUUUCACCUGAAUUGCAAACCUAUCUCUCGAAUCCUUUCUCUAUCCUAGAAAGAACUGAGAUUGGUAAAAUGACAGAACAGUUUUUGGGAGUUAUUGGAAAAUCAAUUUUCUAUGUUGUUAUUAUUGUGUAUUUAUUUGGAGAUUUGGCAAUUUAUGCUGUUUCAGUACCAACAUCUUUACUGAAGGUUACAGGACCUAUGUUUGGAUUGGAUCCAAAAUCAACUUAUUAUAUUUAUUUGGGAAUCUUCUCGUGUAUUGUGGUUCCUUUCAGUUUCUUCAAUUUCCAAAAGACUAAAUAUUUGCAGUACAUGACACUUGCAACAAGAAAUAUUGCAUUCUUCUUGAUGAUUUUGCUCAGUUUAAUUUUCAUUAUUGAAGGAAAUGGAUCAACUAAGAAUCUUCAAUUCUUUAAUUUUUCUAUGGAAAGUUUUUCAAAGCUCUUUUCAAUUUCAAUUUAUGCAUUUAUGUGUCACCACUCUCUUCCAUCCAUUAUUUCUCCAAUUCACGAUAAGAGAAGAUUAACAAUCAUGUUUGUGGUUGACUUUGUAAUGAUUUUCUUUGCUUAUGUUUGCAUGUGUUAUGUAGCAGUUUUUGCUUUUGGAGAACAACCUUUUGAAACAUGUUCAAACAGAAUUCAUGAUGGACCACCAUGUGAAAUUCAAGCAUUAUUUACUUUGAAUUUCACCACUUAUCGUUACACCUUAAUUGCUGCCUUCUUGGCUCUCUUCCCAGUUUUCACACUCACCAGUAACUAUCCUCUUAUUGCCAUUACCUUGAGAAAUAAUACUCAAAUUUUGUUCGAAAAAGUCAAAAUCAUUCACGAGUGGAAAUAUAACUCAUAUCUCUUCUCUGCUCUUGCCUCAAUUCCUCCAAUCAUCCUUGCUUUUGCCUAUCAAAAUAUUUCAACACUAGUCAGUUUUACUGGUGGUUUUGCUGGAUUAUUCAUUCAGUGCAUUUUCCCAACUCUCCUUGCAGUAUUUGCAAGAGUAAAAGUUAUGAAAAUGGAAGAGGAAUUAGAAAAUGAAUCAUCCUACUCAAUCAAUGCUGAAGAACCACCAGUUCAAACCAAAUCAGAGGCCCUGAAGAAACUUGGUAAGAAGAUUUUUGUUUUCCUUUUCACAACACCAAGAAGAAUCCUCAAAAAUCCUCACACCAGUCCAUUCUCUCAAGGUUAUUGGGUUAUUGGCAUUUUGUUAUUCUCUCUCUUUGCUCUCGUUGUUAACAGUUACUCUUUAAUUAAGUGUGACAUUUUACAAGAAUGUAAAUAA